This is a messenger RNA of Carlito syrichta (Philippine tarsier), 1358 nucleotides long. Its product is annotated as receptor tyrosine-protein kinase erbB-3. The record is from RefSeq and is a predicted model, not a curated record. The annotation marks the transcript as partial. NCBI's taxonomy places the organism in Eukaryota, Metazoa, Chordata, Mammalia, Primates, Tarsiidae. Gene Ontology annotation, biological process: positive regulation of kinase activity; cell surface receptor protein tyrosine kinase signaling pathway; nervous system development. Gene Ontology annotation, molecular function: neuregulin receptor activity; neuregulin binding. The transcript is spliced from 10 exons. Gene Ontology annotation, cellular component: signaling receptor complex; basal plasma membrane.
CCAUCCCGCCCCGGACUCCGGCUCCGGCUCCGGUUGCAGUUUGCAAGCUCCGCCGCCGCCGCCGCCGCCGUCGCUACCAGUUCGCGGACCGCUCAGGUGGCCCUCGCCUCGAUGUCCUAGUCCAGGGGCCCCCGGGCCAGACUCGGCGGGGCGCCCUUCACCCUAGGCUGGCGUCAUGCGGGCGAAUGGGGUUCUGCAGGUGCUGGGCUUACUUCUCAGCCUGGCCCGGGGCUCCGAGGUGGGCAACUCUCAGGCAGUGUGUCCCGGGACUCUGAAUGGGCUGAGUGUGACUGGCGACGCCGAGAACCAGUACCAGACUCUGCACAAGCUCUACGAGAGGUGCGAGGUGGUGAUGGGGAACCUGGAGAUCGUUCUCACCGGACACAACGCCGACCUCUCCUUCUUACAGUGGAUCCGAGAAGUGACAGGCUAUGUCCUGGUGGCCAUGAACGAAUUCUCCACGCUACCGUUGCCCAACCUCCGCGUGGUGCGGGGAACCCAGGUCUAUGACGGGAAGUUCGCCAUCUUCGUCUUGUUGAACUACAACACUAACUCCAGCCACGCGCUGCGCCAGCUGCGUUUCACUCAGCUCACUGAGAUUCUGUCAGGGGGCGUUUAUAUUGAGAAGAACGAAAAACUUUGUCACAUGGACACAAUUGACUGGAGGGACAUCGUGAGGGACCGAGAAGCUGAGAUAGUGGUGAAGAACAAUGGCAAAAGCUGUCCCCCCUGUCAUGAGGACUGCAAGGGACGAUGCUGGGGUCCUGGACCAGAAGACUGCCAGACAUUGACCAAGACCAUCUGUGCUCCUCAGUGUAAUGGUCACUGCUUUGGGCCCAAUCCCAACCAGUGCUGUCAUGAUGAGUGUGCAGGGGGCUGCUCAGGCCCGCAGGACACAGACUGCUUUGCCUGCCGACACUUCAAUGACAGCGGAGCCUGUGUACCCCGCUGUCCACAGCCUCUUGUCUACAACAAGCUAACUUUCCAGCUGGAGCCCAAUCCCCACACCAAGUAUCAAUAUGGAGGAGUUUGUGUAGCCAGCUGUCCCCACAACUUUGUGGUGGAUCAGACUUCUUGUGUGAGGGCCUGUCCUUCUGACAAGAUGGAAGUGGAUAAAAAUGGGCUCAAGAUGUGUGAACCUUGUGGUGGUCUAUGCCCCAAAUCCUGUGAGGGGACAGGCUCAGGGAGCCGUUUCCAGACCGUGGACUCCAGCAACAUCGAUGAAUUUGUGAACUGCACCAAGAUCCUGGGCAACUUGGACUUUUUGAUCACUGGUCUCAAUGGAGAUCCCUGGCACAAGAUCCCUGCCCUGGACCCUGAGAAGCUCAAUGUCUUUCGGACAGUGCGGGAGAUCACAG